AUGACCAACGUCUCACCUCCACCCCUCCUCACGGAACGCAUCGUCGCACAACGUCUUUCAGCCAGAUCCAUUGGAGCUAGUCCUCUCGAAUCGCCCGACUUGCUUGCCGUCAUCAUGGGAGAGCCAGGUCGAACGUGUGCAUGUACUCCACGCUCACUGCUUGUACCAGCAGGCGGAGUGUCGACGCUGGAUCCAAGUCAACGUGUGAGCGCAAAGGAGCUGCAAGCCAGAGAUCGCCAAUGGCAGCGACAACGCAACAAGAAGCCGACUCAGCAGACAGUCAAGCCAAGGACUUCACUCGGUAGCACCUUCAGCGAAGCAACGUUGCGUGAUGAUGAAGGCGCACCGCUUCCGUCUGGUACGAAGACAAAGAAGAAAGGUCUACUUUCGAUGUUCGGGCGCAAGGACGACAAGGAGACCAACGCGAAUGGUUGA
This is a messenger RNA of Pseudozyma hubeiensis SY62, 435 nucleotides long. RefSeq lists its product as hypothetical. Lineage: Eukaryota; Fungi; Basidiomycota; Ustilaginomycetes; Ustilaginales; Ustilaginaceae. The record is from RefSeq and is a predicted model, not a curated record. The coding region runs from base 1 to 435 and encodes 144 amino acids. The transcript has a single exon.